Molecule: messenger RNA, 1562 nt
Organism: Lagenorhynchus albirostris (white-beaked dolphin)
Lineage: Eukaryota; Metazoa; Chordata; Mammalia; Artiodactyla; Delphinidae
Gene: TIGAR
Product: TP53 induced glycolysis regulatory phosphatase
Exons: 6
Coding region: 104-913 (269 amino acids)
Biological process (GO): fructose 2,6-bisphosphate metabolic process; negative regulation of glycolytic process; negative regulation of programmed cell death
Cellular component (GO): cytosol
Molecular function (GO): fructose-2,6-bisphosphate 2-phosphatase activity
Source: RefSeq, a predicted model, not a curated record
GCGGGUUGCGGCGGGCGCAGUGCCGGUUGGCUUGUGCGGAGUGUGGGAGACGGUUCGGGCGGCGUGCGCGGCCUUUGCUGUGCUCUGUCCCGGCGCCGGCGGGAUGACGCGCUUCGCUCUGACAGUGGUCCGGCAUGGAGAAACAAGACUUAACAAGGAGAAAAUCCUUCAAGGACAAGGAAUAGAUGAGCCUCUUUCAGAAACUGGAUUUAAACAAGCAGCUGCUGCUGGUAUAUUUCUUAAUAACGUGAAGUUUACUCACAUUUUCUCCAGCGACCUCAUGAGGACAAAGCAGACCGUGCAUGGAAUUUUGGAGAAGAGCAAAUUUUGCAAAGAUAUGACAGUAAAGUAUGAUUCAAGACUUCGAGAAAGGAAAUAUGGGGUUGCAGAAGGCUCGCCGCUGAGUGAGCUAAGGGCCAUGGCCAAAGCAGCUGGGCAGGAGUGCCCUGUGUUCACACCGCCCGGAGGAGAGACCUUGGACCAGGUGAAGAUGCGUGGAAAAGACUUCUUUGAAUUUCUUUGUCAGCUGAUCCUGAAAGAAGCGGGUCAGAAUGAACAGUUUUCCCAAGAAGCCCCGAGCGACUGUCUGGAAAGUUCUUUGGCAGAGAUAUUUCCUUUAGGGAAAAACUGUACCUCCACGUUUAAUUCGGACAGCGGCGCUCCAGGGUUAGUGGCCAGUGUCUUAGUUGUGAGUCACGGCGCCUACAUGAGAAGCCUGUUGGAUUAUUUCCUGACCGACCUUAAGUGUUCCUUCCCGGUGACCCUGAGCAGGUCCGAACUCACAUCAGUCAGCCCUAAUACAGGGAUGAGUGUCUUUAUCAUAAACUGUGAGAAAGGAGAAGUGAAACCAACCACCCAGUGUGUGUGUGUGAACCUCCAGGGCCACCUGACCGGGGUGACCAAAGUUCACUAACUUUAAAUCUGCAUCGAAAGCUAACAAAUGUGAACCUCUGAGGGGGGCCUUUGACUGUAUUUCCACUCUCUGCUAAUGCAGGCUUGGGAACAGUUAAAAAGCUGUCUGUUAGAGCAGGUUAUAAAGCUCGGGUGGAAUCAGAGCCACAUGAAACACUAAUGGAAAACCAUUGAGAAUUGACUUCUUCUUUGUGAGCACGGUUGGAAUUUUCCAGGGUAAUCUUACCGCCCUGCUCAGUGACAUCUCUGGAUUGUAAAUGGAUGAAGGAACUCAGUAUUGCAAACUGGGGGAGUAAUAAUCCUGUUACUGUGGUAUUUUGCUUUUUUAGUGUCCUGGUUUUUUUGGUAUUUUUCUUUAAUGUCUGAAAAAUCUGGCCUGUUUUAUUGGCUCUUGGUAAGAUACUGUAUGUUUUCCUUUUUACUGUCUCAUCCAGUCCUUGGAAGAGGGAACUAUUUGUAAUUUCCACUCCAUAUUUAUGUGAAAAUAUGUUAUAUUCAAACAGUCCUUUAAAGGAGAAAUGCUUGCCGUCAUGGUUCAUGUAAACGCAAACGACACUAAAUGUUUAAUACAGAAAUCAGCUGUUGGAAUUGUUUACUCUGGAGGGCUCGAGGUGCAGAUGCAUGUGGACUGUGGUUGCAGAACGGUCUCG